Messenger RNA from Loxodonta africana (African savanna elephant), 3339 nucleotides. It is a transcript of the gene PWP1, whose product is annotated as PWP1 homolog, endonuclein. The record is from RefSeq and is a predicted model, not a curated record. Gene Ontology annotation, biological process: rRNA processing. Gene Ontology annotation, cellular component: nucleus. The transcript has 15 exons. The coding region runs from base 133 to 1635 and encodes 500 amino acids. Lineage: Eukaryota; Metazoa; Chordata; Mammalia; Proboscidea; Elephantidae. Gene Ontology annotation, molecular function: protein binding.
CAGGCUCGCGCCUGCGCUUUGACCAGGCGGAACGCCAGCGCGAGACCUGUAGCGUGCCGGGCCGAGUUCGGCUGAGGUUCCAGUCACGCCGGGACUGGGUUUUUCGGGUGAAGGGUUCUUGAGGCGAGGACCAUGAACCGUAGCCGCCAGGUGACAUGCGUGUCUUGGGUCCGCUGUGGCGUGGCCAAAGAGACGCCAGACAAGGUAGAGCUAAGUAAGGAGGAAGUCAAACGUCUCAUUGCUGAAGCAAAGGAAAAAUUACAAGAAGAAGGUGGCAGUGAUGAAGAGGAGACAGGCAGUCCUUCAGAAGAUGGCAUGCAGAGUGCACGCACUCAGGCACGACCCAGGGAGGCCCUGGAGGAUGGCGACCCGGAGGAUGACAGGGCAUUGGAUGAUAGUGAGCUGGCCGGGUACGACUUAGACAGAUAUGACGAGGACGGUGACCCAGAUGCUGAGACUCUUGGUGAAUCUCUCUUGGGUCUUACGGUCUACGGGAGUAAUGAUCAGGACCCUUACGUUACCCUGAAAGAUACGGAACAGUAUGAACGUGAGGAUUUCUUGAUUAAGCCCAGUGAUAAUCUCAUAGUUUGUGGUAGAGCUGAACAGGACCAAUGCAAUUUAGAGGUGCAUGUUUAUAAUCAAGAAGAAGACUCUUUCUAUGUACACCAUGAUAUACUCUUGUCUGCGUAUCCUCUGAGCGUGGAGUGGCUGAAUUUUGAUCCUAGCCCAGAUGAUUCUACUGGAAACUAUAUUGCUGUGGGAAACAUGACCCCUGUGAUUGAAGUGUGGGACCUGGAUAUAGUGGACUCUUUAGAACCAGUCUUCACACUUGGAAGUAAGCUAUCAAAAAAGAAGAAAAAGAAAGGAAAGAAGAGUUCCUCAACAGAAGUGCAUACUGAUGCCGUCCUUGACCUGUCCUGGAAUAAGCUUAUCAGAAAUGUGCUGGCAAGUGCAUCUGCCGACCACACUGUAAUUCUAUGGGAUAUGUCCUUGGGGAAACCAGCAGCUAGCCUCGCUGUACAUACAGACAAGGUCCAGACUCUGCAGUUUCAUCCAUUUGAAGCACAGACCCUGAUUUCUGGAUCAUACGAUAAGUCAGUGGCUUUGUAUGACUGCCGAAGUCCCAGUGAAAGCCAUCGAAUGUGGCGAUUCAGUGGCCAGAUUGAGAGAGUGACUUGGAAUCACUUUUCGCCCUGUCACUUUUUGGCCAGUACAGAUGACGGCUUUGUAUAUAAUUUGGAUGCACGUUCAGAUAAGCCAAUUUUUACACUCAAUGCACACAAUGAUGAGAUCUCUGGUCUUGAUCUAAGCAGUCAGAUCAAGGGCUGUCUUGUGACUGCUUCUGCAGACAAGUAUGUGAAGAUUUGGGACAUAUUAGGGGAUAGGCCAAGUCUAGUUCACUCUAGGGACAUGAAAAUGGGUGUUCUCUUUUGUUCCUCAUGUUGCCCUGAUUUGCCAUUUGUUUAUGCCUUUGGAGGUCAGAAAGAAGGGCUUCGGGUCUGGGACAUAAGUACAGUCUCCUCAGUAAAUGAAGCAUUUGGAAGACGAGAGAGGCUUGUUCUCGGCAAUGCAAGAAGCUCGUCUAUUAGCGGCCCUUUUGGGAGCAGGAGCUCAGACAUACCAAUGGAGUCUUAAUGAAGAUAAUACAAUUUCCUGUUUUGUGUACCUUAACUCAGAGUUUUUAAAAAGCUGGCCCCGAAAUUUUCCAUGUUUAGCCACCACUAUACAGAGUGACCAUGAAACAAAAUCCAUUUCCUACUAGCCUCAGCAAGGACCAUGGCAGCCGAACAGAUCGAGCCGGUCUUUGUGUUUGCCUUUAAAACCUGUGCUAUGUAGAGCUCCUGUUGCAUUGGAAAUGGAUAAUAAAAAGGUUUUUAAACAAUAAUCCCUUAAAUAUGCCAUCUGUCACAGGUAGUCUAGGUUUGUAAAAUAGAUAGUAAUUUAUAGAAGUUGAAAAGGAGAAAAUUCUCAGAGUUUGGUGAUAAAAGUGAUAUGCCUUUCUUUUCUCUGCAUGAUAUUGAGUGUUAUCAAAGAGAAGCGGCAAACUGCCCAUUCCUUCAUCACAAGGACUGAAUGCCUCUUCUGCGCCUAGUGCUUAGAUAGGUGCCUGUUCAGUGUGACUAAGAAAAGUCUCUGCUCUUGGCCUAACGAGGGAAGUCCCAAGUAUAGAUUAAAUCUUCGUAUUAAAUGUGAAUUUUAGCAGGCAUAUUAGUUUAUAAGAGCAAACCCCAGCUUUAUCGAGUGGAAGAGCUAUCAAUUCGUGAACCAUUAUAUGUCCCUAGACUUCAGUCACUUUGGUGUGAGUGCUGGAAUGUCAUCCCAGAGCAGACAGUGGCAUAAAGCUGCAGCAGCUUGGAGUCCCCAGAGUUUCUCUCUCUGGAAAGAACAGAUUGAAGGGUAGAGUAGCUAUUUGUUCAUUUGUUUUUGAUUUGGCUUUUAAUUAGAUAUCAAAACAAGUCCAAAUCACUAAAACUUAAUGACAGCUAGAGGGAGAAUUCUGAUAGAUAGUAACUGAGUGUAGUUAAUUUUCUCUCAAAUUUAAUGCUGUUGAAAAUAGCUCUAAAAAUGCAUCUUUUCUGGCCUUCCAGUUCUGAGGACUCAGUUAUGUAUAAAAAGUAAAGAACUUUCACUGUUUUAAUGUAGAUACGUGGAUCUGUCUAAACAUAUGUAAAAUAAACAAGAAUUCAUAUUUAGUACAUACCAAAACUUAAAAAUGGUAAAAUAGGAUCAACACUUCUAUUGCCAGCUUACAAGUACUAGGUCCACUGAGUGCUGAGCGGAGGGAUCGGUUCAGAGCCAAGAGCACAGGCCUCCGAAGCUACUGGCUAGAGUGGAUCUGGCACCGGGACCAGAGGAGUGCUGGCUUGGGCUUGCAGUUACUGCUGAAACCCAGCACAAGCAGUGGGGUCCCCUCUGCUUCCUACCAUAUGAAUGUCCUGUUCUUACGUGUGGACAGAUCUGAGCCCGAGUAUUUGUGGCCUAGAGGGAAUGCCUGUCUGGCGUGGAGAGUGGAGGAACAUGAUGCAGCAUUACUUUCCUCACUGACAGUUACUGAUAGGUAUGUCCACUAGGUAGGUAGCACUUGGAAAUGCUGUGGGUCAUCAUGUCUGCUGGAGCAAAAAACAUAACUUUUUAAAAAGUCUUCCCAGGCGUGAGUAAGCUUCAGCCAGUUAUAUCCUGGUAUUCAAAUCCACUGAGGCCAACUGUUUUAUAACGCAGAAUGUCAGCUUAUAUGGGGUGGGUUAGGGAGUAUUAUAAAGUUGUAACAUUACCUCAGUAUUUCAGGACAACUCCAACUACAUGUACUGAAGUUCUUUUCAAUAAAAGUGAUGUGUUAAA